AACUGAACCGGACCAGACCCAAAAUGCUCGUUCCUCACCAACACUGGAAACAAAGGACACCUUGAUAGUUCACAGGUAGCUUUCGGUUUCUUCUCUUUUUCGUGCGCUGACUGUUCUCCUCUUCUCUUCCCUCGCCUAUCUCUCUACUCUUCAAGGCACUGUACUAUCUCUUCCUCGCAAAUCUCUUCUUUCCAGCUUUAACGUUUCAUAUCAGAAUGGCAGUGCCAUCAGCAGGCAACCCAACUACCCCAAGUGCUCAACUGGUUGGAAAUGCUUUUGUCGAGCAGUAUUACCAUAUUCUUCAUACCUCGCCAGAAUUGGUUUAUAGAUUUUAUCAGGAUUCAAGUGUGCUCAGCCGGCCAGAUGCCAAUGGUGUGAUGACAUCAGUGGCAACCAUGCAAGGUAUCAAUGAUAAGAUACUUUCACUGAAUUUCAAGGACUACAAGGCCGAAAUAAAAACAGCAGAUGCUCAAAAAUCUUAUAAAGAAGGGGUUACUGUGUUAGUAACUGGAUGCCUGAUGGGCAAGGACAACUUGAAAAGGAAAUUUGCCCAGUCAUUUUUUCUUGCACCUCAAGACAAUGGGUAUUUUGUUCUGAAUGAUGUUUUCAGGUAUGUGGAGGACGAUGAACCAACGGAGAAUCACUCAGUUAAUGGUAUUGAUAACACCCCAACAGUCCCAUCAGUUCCAGAUUCAGGGCCUUCUCCUGUUCCUGAUCCUCCUGCACCAGACCCGGCAACAUCAAUUGUGGAACAAGAUGAAAAAGUUGAUGAGAACAUUGAUAAUCCUGUGGAAUCUGAUAAACAGUUAAUUAAUGAAAAGGAGGUGGUUGUGGAAUCUCAAUCUCAUUCUAAUGGGAAUGAUAGUUCUAUAGUUGUUGAAACUUCUUCUUCUGUCUCUCAAGAGGACACACCAAAGAAAUCUUAUGCAUCAAUUGUUAAAGUGGCAAGAGGCAGUUCAGGUCCAACAAAAGUUUACAUACCUGCUGUUGCUGCAAAGGUGAGUCCCAAGAAACCUGAGAGCCAGUCUGUAUCUGUAGCACCUGCCACAGAGGGUGAAGCAUCAGUACCUAGUAGCAAUGGAACCCCUGAAAGUAGCAAUCUUCAAGAGGAAGCUGAAGGCCACUCCAUUUAUAUCCGUAAUUUGCCCUACGACAUGAUGCCUGCUCAGCUUGAGGCAGAGUUCAAGAAAUUUGGACCGAUCAAGCAAGGAGGUAUCCAAGUCAGAUAUAAUAAGCAACAGGGAUACUGUUUUGGCUUUGUCGAAUUUCAUUCUUUGAGCUCCAUGAACAGUGCUAUUCAGGCAUCACCCAUGACUAUUGGAGGCCGGCAAGCAGUUAUUGAGAUAAAGAGAACCUCUUCGCGAGCUGCAGAUGCAGUUAGUAGUGGGAGAGGUAGGCUUCCUUCUGGGAGGGCUGGAUUUCAUAGCGACAGCUUCAGGAGCCGUGGAAAUUUUGGUGGCAGCUGGGGUACUGGCAGGAAUGAGUUUGGAACCCGGGGUGAAUUUUCUGGUCGAGGCAGGAGUUCAAAUGGGAGAGGUGAAGGUUACCAGCAAGGGAGAGGGAGAGGUGGCCGAUCAAGUGGGGCGAAGCAUAACACUAAUUCUGCAUGAAGUCUAACACCAUUGAUUUUUUGGGCAGCAUAUUUUUGGUAUCCAACACUGGGAUGGAUUAAAGUCUCUGUUCUGUUUAGGCAUUCUUUUGAGAAUAACUUGUGGAUUCUGAGUUGGAGUAAUGUUGAGUUGAAAAGGCAUUAGCCAGAGUUUUCAGGAUCUCUUUUUAUAGAAUGAGGGUAGGAUUUGUUUUGUUAGAGAUUACGUUGAUGACUUAGAGAUUUGUUAGAAACUUUUGUUGUUACUCUAAAAUGGGGAAGUUGCAAAGUUGUAAUCAUGGGUAGUUGUAACGAUCCCAGCUUUUCAAUGGACUGAUCGAUUUGCAAGAUUGUCUUGAGAACUCAAUCCUGAAUGAGAUUAGUUUUUGUGUA
Messenger RNA from Manihot esculenta (cassava), 1981 nucleotides. Its product is annotated as nuclear transport factor 2. Gene Ontology annotation, molecular function: mRNA binding. The record is from RefSeq and is a predicted model, not a curated record. The transcript is spliced from 9 exons. Gene Ontology annotation, cellular component: ribonucleoprotein complex; cytosol. Bases 216 to 1610 code for a protein of 464 amino acids. Lineage: Eukaryota; Viridiplantae; Streptophyta; Magnoliopsida; Malpighiales; Euphorbiaceae.